Molecule: messenger RNA, 549 nt
Organism: Saccharomycodes ludwigii
Lineage: Eukaryota; Fungi; Ascomycota; Saccharomycetes; Saccharomycodales; Saccharomycodaceae
Gene: NPC2
Product: sterol transporter
Exons: 1
Coding region: 1-549 (182 amino acids)
Biological process (GO): intracellular sterol transport
Molecular function (GO): sterol binding
Source: RefSeq, a predicted model, not a curated record
AUGCAGUCAUUGCCUUUACUAUCUUUCUUAUUGCUGUUCUCCUCAUUGGUUCAAUGUUUCCCAAUAUCCUUUUUUAACUCCAUGAAAACCCAUUUUUUUGAUGCUAAAAAACUAAAUGAUGGUGCUGAUCUCAGACCCAUAAAUGGCGACUCUCCAUUGUUACAAUGUGAUUUAUUAGAGGUCCAGAGUUUAAAUAUUAAUGAAAUCGAUUUGUCUCCAAAUCCACCAGUUAGAGGUUCGGAACUAGAAAUCAAGGCUAAGGGUGUCUUGAAAUCUCCAACUAUUAUUGAUUAUGGCUCUUAUAUCGAUGUCGAAGUUAGAUUAGGUUACAUCAGACUAAUCUCCCAAACUUAUGAUUUAUGUGAGCAACUAGAAGAAAAUGAUAUCGAUGGCUUGGAAUGUCCUCUUCAACCAGGAUUUUAUGAUGUAACUAAAAUUGUUGAGAUUCCACAAGAAGUUCCACCAGGUACUUACUCAGUAAAUGUUAGAGCUUAUAAUUAUGAUGAUUCUGAAAUUACUUGUUUAACAGGUGAUGUUACAUUCCCAUAA